Lontra canadensis (Northern American river otter) is the source of this 743-nucleotide messenger RNA. RefSeq names its product BRD3 opposite strand (gene BRD3OS). NCBI's taxonomy places the organism in Eukaryota, Metazoa, Chordata, Mammalia, Carnivora, Mustelidae. The record is from RefSeq and is a predicted model, not a curated record. The coding region runs from base 64 to 318 and encodes 84 amino acids. The transcript has a single exon.
CGACGACUGGCUCAGAGAGGCCUGGCGCGCAGGCACCCAGGAGUGGGGAGCUGCCGACCAGUGAUGAGCGGCCGUGUGCCGCUGGCAGAGAAAGCUCUGUCCGAAAGCUACGCCCGGCUGCGGUACCGGGACGUGUCCUUGCUCAUCUGGCAGCAGCAGCAACAACAGCUGGAAUCGGGACCCCCCGGGACCUACCUGAGCAGGAGCCGUAGCAUGUGGUACUCACAGUACGGAAACGAGGCCAUCCUGGUCCGGGACAGACACAAGCUCGGAGUCUCUCGGGACACAGGCCGAUCCAAGUUCUGUACCAUCAUGUAGUUUCUGUGGGACGCCCUGGGCCCAGGCGCUGAGCUGGGCGGAGAUCAGGCCGUGCUGCACUCAGUGAGUGGCCUUGGUGGUCCCCAGGCCUUACUGGGAGGUUCUGGACAGUGAACAAGGAGACCCACUUGUGCUUCCAGAACCCAAGAAUGCUCGCAGGGGCUCCUGAGGCCUCUCCACAUACCACGCGAGCAGCGGACCUGGCUCCCGGGCUCAGUGGCAGCCCUGCCAGCACUGGGGACAAGGCCCGGGUGGGGACACAGCUAGAUGUGGCUUUUCUCUUAUGUUUCCAAGAGGCCCAAGCAAGACGGACAACCCUGGCUCCAGACCUUUUCAGAACUUUCUAGGUCGUCUCCAGGAUUGCCUUCUGCCUGGUCAAGAACAGGACAGACCAAAAAAGAUGAAGGAACCAGCGUCAGGUAUGG